UCUUUUUCAUUUGACGUGUGUUUGUGUUUCGGGUGACUUUUAUUUUGACAUGCAUAGACUUGUCUUUGUUCCCGGAUGUAGAGUCAUUCACACUUUCAAACAUGGAGUCUAUUUUCCACGAAAAACAGGAGGGCUCUCUGUGUGCGCAGCACUGCUUGAAUAACCUCCUGCAGGGAGAGUACUUUAGUCCAGUGGAGCUGUCCUCCAUCGCGCAGCAGCUGGACGAGGAGGAGCGCGUGCGCAUGGCUGAAGGAGGCGUGCAGACCGAGGAGUACAGGACCUUCCUGCAGCAACCGUCGGGAAACAUGGAUGACAGCGGCUUCUUCUCCAUUCAGGUGAUCAGUAACGCUCUGGGGGUUUGGGGUUUGGAAAUCAUUCUCUUCAACAGUAGAGAGUACCAGCAGUUACAGAUCAAUCCCAUACACGAGAAGGCCUUUAUAUGUAACUAUAAGGAGCAUUGGUUUACGGUGCGUAAGCUGGGACAGCAGUGGUUUAAUCUGAACUCGCUGCUGACCGGUCCGGAGCUCAUCUCAGACACAUACUUGGCUCUUUUCUUAGCGCAACUACAGCAGGAAGGUUAUUGCAUAUUUGUGAUCCGGGGAAGCCUGCCGGAGUGUGAAGCUGAUCAGAUUUUGCGGAUCAUGCAAGUGGAGCAGCAGCAGCGGCCGAAGCUGAUUGGAGAGGACGAGGCCCAGAGGGUGUCAGAGCCUGGACACACCACAGAAGAAGUGCUGCUGGAUGAGGAUGAGGAGGAGCUGAGGAAGGCUCUGGCUCUCAGCAGACAGGGCAUGCAGGUGGAGGACGAGGAGGCUGACCUGCGCAGGGCCAUUCAGCUCAGCAUGCAGGGAGGCAGUGAUCCCAGAAGCCCCAGCGCCGCUGUGACCGCAGGUUCAUCUCAGGAAGCAGGACGCAGCGAGGAGACGCUCACAGCAGAGGAGCUGCGCAGGAGGAGACAGGUCUACUUCCACAGGUGAGCGCUGGGAGCUUGAGAUGCUCUGAGAUCAGUCCUGAGUAAUGAUGGUGAUGUGAUCUCCUCACAGGCAGCCAGCUCCGCAGGU
This is a messenger RNA of Carassius carassius (crucian carp), 1058 nucleotides long. RefSeq names its product ataxin 3 (gene atxn3). The record is from RefSeq and is a predicted model, not a curated record. Gene Ontology annotation, cellular component: nucleus. Gene Ontology annotation, biological process: protein deubiquitination. Bases 102 to 974 code for a protein of 290 amino acids. Lineage: Eukaryota; Metazoa; Chordata; Actinopteri; Cypriniformes; Cyprinidae. Gene Ontology annotation, molecular function: cysteine-type deubiquitinase activity. The transcript has 9 exons.